Hypoxylon fragiforme is the source of this 1992-nucleotide messenger RNA. RefSeq names its product citrate synthase. The coding region runs from base 1 to 1992 and encodes 663 amino acids. Gene Ontology annotation, molecular function: ATP citrate synthase activity. The transcript is spliced from 2 exons. Gene Ontology annotation, biological process: acetyl-CoA biosynthetic process; tricarboxylic acid cycle; fatty acid biosynthetic process. Gene Ontology annotation, cellular component: cytosol. The record is from RefSeq and is a predicted model, not a curated record. NCBI's taxonomy places the organism in Eukaryota, Fungi, Ascomycota, Sordariomycetes, Xylariales, Hypoxylaceae.
AUGUCUUCCACUGCCGCUACCGGUGCCACUGGCGCCGCGAAUGGUGGACUGUCUGCUAACGACAACAUCACCCGCUUCGCUGCUCCUAGCCGACCUCUAAGCCCUCUCCCCUCACACGCCCUAUUCAACAACAAGACAAGAUGCUUUGUCUACGGCCUCCAGAACCGAGCAGUGCAGGGCAUGCUUGAUUUCGACUUCAUUUGCAAGCGACCUACACCCUCGGUUGCUGGCAUCAUCUAUACCUUCGGUGGUCAGUUCGUCAGUAAGAUGUACUGGGGAACUAGCGAGACCCUACUCCCAGUUUACCAGGAGACGGCCAAGGCCGUGGCCAAGCACCCCGAUGUCGACGUUGUAGUCAACUUCGCCUCCUCGCGAAGUGUCUACUCCUCCACGAUGGAGCUGAUGCAAUUCCCUCAAAUUAAGACCAUCGCUAUCAUUGCCGAGGGUGUGCCAGAACGACGUGCACGAGAAAUCGCCCAUGUUGCGCGCCAGAAGGGUGUCACCAUUAUUGGCCCCGCCACCGUUGGUGGUAUCAAGCCUGGCAGCUUCAAGAUCGGCAACACCGGUGGUAUGAUGGACAACAUUGUCGCCUCCAAGCUUUACCGCAAGGGUUCCGUUGGCUACGUUUCCAAGUCGGGUGGUAUGUCCAACGAGCUGAACAACAUCGUCUCGCAGAACACCGACGGUGUCUACGAGGGUAUUGCCAUUGGUGGUGACAGAUAUCCGGGCACCACCUUCAUUGACCACAUGCUACGAUAUCAGCAAGACCCCGACUGCAAGAUACUGCUACUACUAGGUGAAGUAGGUGGUGUCGAGGAGUACAAGGUCAUUGAUGCCGUGAAGCAGGGUAUCAUUACCAAGCCUGUCAUUGCAUGGGCUAUUGGUACUUGCGCAAGCAUGUUCAAGACGGAGGUUCAGUUUGGUCACGCUGGAUCUUUUGCCAACUCGCAACUUGAGACAGCUGCGAUGAAGAACAAGAUGAUGAAGGAGGCCGGUUUCCACGUUCCCGACACCUUUGAGGACCUACCCCAGGUCGUCAAGACUGUCUACGAGAAGCUCGUCAGCGAGAAGGUCAUUGUUCCCCAGCCUGAGCCUGUCGUCCCCAAGAUUCCCAUCGACUACUCGUGGGCGCAGGAGCUUGGCCUCAUCCGAAAACCUGCUGCCUUUAUCUCUACCAUCUCCGACGACCGUGGCCAGGAGCUUCUCUACGCCGGCAUGCCCAUCUCCGAUGUGUUCAGGGAAGACAUUGGCAUUGGUGGUGUCAUGUCUCUUCUUUGGUUCCGCCGUCGUCUACCCGACUACGCCUCUAAGUUCUUGGAGAUGGUUCUUAUGCUCACUGCCGAUCACGGCCCGGCUGUCUCGGGUGCCAUGAACACCAUCAUCACUACUCGUGCAGGCAAGGAUCUCAUCAGCUCCCUGGUCUCUGGUCUUCUUACUAUUGGUUCUCGAUUCGGUGGUGCCUUGGACGGUGCGGCUGAGGAGUUCAGCAAGGCUGCUGACAACGGCCUCAGCCCUCGUGAGUUCGUAGACACUAUGCGCAAGCAGAACAAGCUCAUCCCGGGUAUUGGUCACCGCAUCAAGUCGCGUAACAACCCUGAUCUCCGUGUAGAACUUGUCAAGGAAUACGUGUUGGCCAGAUUCCCCAGCCACAAGCUUCUAGAUUACGCGUUGGCCGUUGAGACGGUGACGACGUCGAAGAAGGACAACCUCAUCCUCAACGUUGACGGCUGUGUCGCUGUCUGCUUUGUGGAUCUGAUGAGGAGCUGUGGUGCGUUCAGCCCCGAGGAGGCUGAGGAUUACAUGAAGAUGGGAGUCCUAAACGGUCUCUUCGUCCUGGGCCGAAGCAUCGGUCUGAUCGCACAUUACCUAGACCAGAAGAGACUGCGCACAAGUCUAUACAGACAUCCUUGGGAUGACAUUACGUACCUGCUCCCUACCCUGGCCCAAACGGGACCUGUGGGUGAGAGCAGAGUGGAGGUUGCCAUGAAAUAG